Manis pentadactyla (Chinese pangolin) is the source of this 614-nucleotide messenger RNA. RefSeq names its product protein S100-A7-like. Gene Ontology annotation, molecular function: transition metal ion binding; calcium ion binding. Gene Ontology annotation, cellular component: cytoplasm. The transcript is spliced from 3 exons. NCBI's taxonomy places the organism in Eukaryota, Metazoa, Chordata, Mammalia, Pholidota, Manidae. The record is from RefSeq and is a predicted model, not a curated record. Bases 244 to 549 code for a protein of 101 amino acids.
GCAGGUGCCAUAGCUGGUGGCCUGGGAUGCUUCUGGGAAGGGCCCGACACACCCUCCUAAGGUGUGUCCACCCACCUCAGUAGGACAAUGCUCCCGGAAGCGGAGAGCAACAUGGCCCCAGGGCUCCCAGCCCCUGGGAAGAGCCCGCUGGAGCCUUAUAAAGGGGCCAGACUCCAAGAAGAAGCAUAGUUCACUCGCCCUCCUCAGUGACACACCCUCAGCUUCGCUUCUGUGAAAGCCAAGAUGAGUCAAACUCCAGCUGAGAAGUUCAUGAAGGACUUAAUUGACUUGUUUCACAAUUACACUGAUGACGAUGACAUGAUCAGAAAAGACAACGUGUUGAAGAUGCUGAAGGAGAAGUUCCCCAACUUCCUCAGUGACUGCGAAAAGAGGGGGAAAGAUUUCUUGAGCAAUAUCUUUGAGAGAAAAGACACAAAUGGGGAUGAGAAGAUUGACUUUUCUGAGUUUCUCUCCUUGCUGGGGGACAUAGCCGUAGCUUACCACAAGCAGAGCCACGGAGCACCGCCCUGCUCCGGGGACAACCAGUGAGCCCAGCCCUGCCUGAGGCCUCCAGAGACUCUGAGAAACAAUAAAGUGUCUCUUGCCACCGGAAA